This is a messenger RNA of Conger conger (European conger), 2440 nucleotides long. Its product is annotated as medium-chain acyl-CoA ligase ACSF2, mitochondrial-like. Gene Ontology annotation, molecular function: medium-chain fatty acid-CoA ligase activity. The record is from RefSeq and is a predicted model, not a curated record. Lineage: Eukaryota; Metazoa; Chordata; Actinopteri; Anguilliformes; Congridae. The transcript is spliced from 16 exons. The coding region runs from base 62 to 1963 and encodes 633 amino acids. Gene Ontology annotation, biological process: fatty acid metabolic process.
CCUGCUCUUGAAACCUGUUGCACUUUGUCUUCAACUUGAUCACACGUUAACCAAUAUAACCAUGAAAAAUAAGAAAACAAUAAACGAUGAGACACAGGAACUCGCUCUAUGUAAUUGCGAAAGGCAAAGUAGACUCCGCGUAAACAUGUCAUCCAGCAUACUUUUAAGAGAAGUUUGUUCCUUUAUGAGAUUCUCCAAGUGUGUGAAAGUUUUGCAGAUCCCUUGGAGACCCCUGCAGUUUCCUGAGUAUCGUGCCCUCCAUGUGGACAGUCCUCCCAGUGUGCCAGAGGUCACCACCAGCUAUGUCCACGGCACUUCCUCCAGAUCUUUGCUGUCCCAAACCAUUGGCCAAACCCUGCAGAACACCGCAGAGCAAUGGCCUGACCGCGAGGCUGUGGUCUUCCUGCAGGACGGCAUCCGCAAGACGUUCGCACAGUUCCAACAGGAUGUGGACCAGGCGGCUGCUGGGCUCCUUGCUCUGGGGCUAAAGAGGGGGGACCGGCUCGGGAUGUGGGGGCCGAACAUCUACGAGUGGAUCCUGGUCCAGUUCGCCACAGCCAAGGCCGGCAUCCUACUGGUGUAUGUAAACCCAGCCUAUCAGCUUCAGGAGCUGGAGUUUGCCCUGAGGAAGGUGCAGUGCAAAGCGAUCGUGUGUCCCACAAAGUUUAAGACCCAGAACUACUGUGACAUGCUGAGGCAGCUCUGCCCUGAGGUAGAGACAGCAAUGCCUGGAGGCCUCAAGAGUGCCAGGCUGCCGGACCUGCGCAUGGUGAUUGUGACAGACAGCCGGCAGACUGGAAUGUUCCACAUGGACGAUGUGAUGCAGGCAGCAGACAGCCAACAUCGGCAGGAACUGGAUAUUCUGCAGAAGAAACUAUCCUUUGAUGACCCCAUUAACAUCCUGUUCACAUCGGGCACCACAGGUCACCCAAAAGCUGUUACUCUGUCCCACCACAACCUUGUCAAUAAUGCCUACUUCAUUGGGGUACGUCUAGGCUUUGACUGGAGGCCGCAGUUGCGUCUGUGUCUGGCCGGACCCCUAUAUCACGCCUUUGGCUCAGUGGCAGGAGCCAUAAACAUGGCCCGGCAUGGCAUCACCCUCGUUUUCCCCUCAACUGCUUAUGACAGCCGGGCCAACCUGGAGGCCAUCCAGAAAGAGAGGUGCACUCUAUUCUACGGCACACCCACCAUGUUCAUCGACCUGCUGGGGCAUCCAGAACUGGACAAAUAUGACCUGUCCUCUUUAAAAGCAGGAGUCAUGGGUGGCUCUCCCUGUCCACCUGAGGUCAUGAGACAGGUCAUGACUACCAUGAAUAUUAAGGAGGUGGUGGUUGGGUAUGGUGCCACAGAGAACAGCCCUGUCACAUUUUUGGGGUACCCACUGGACAACCUGGAGAGGAUGACUGAGACUGUAGGCUGUAUCAUGAACCAUACUGAGGCUAAGGUGGUAGACCCCAGUACUGGAGAAAUAGUGCCACUGGGAACUUCAGGAGAGCUGAUGAUCAGGGGAUACUGUGUGAUGCUGGAGUAUUGGGACGAUCCUGACAAAACACUGGAGUGCAUCUCCAAGGACCGUUGGUACAAGACCGGUGACAUCGCAAGCCUAGAUGAGUAUGGAUACUGCCGAAUUGAGGGCAGGAUUAAAGACAUGAUCAUUCGAGGGGGGGUGAACAUCUACCCUGCCGAAAUUGAGCUGUUCCUUCACACCCACCCCAAAGUGCACGAGGUGCAGGUGGUUGGGGUGCGGGAUGAGAGGAUGGGGGAGGAGGUAUGCGCCUGCAUUAAGAUGAAGGAGGGACAGGACUGCACUGCUGAGGAAAUCAAAGCCUACUGCAAGGGCCAGAUCGCCCAUUUCAAAAUCCCACGCUAUGUGACAUUUGUGCAGGACUACCCGCUCACUAUCAGUAGAAAGGUCCAGAAGAACAAGCUGCGUGCAGAGAUGGAGAAGAGCCUGGGAGUAUGAUGGGCCAGUUUGAGCGUGUGGCUGUGUCUCAAUCAGAAGGCAGCUGCAGGCAGCAUUUAAAAGCAACAUUUUCAUUUCUCAUUGUAGAACACUUGUCCUUCAUAGGCAUGUCCCAAACCAAGAUCAUAAAAAAAACACGUCCUUCUAAGGUGCCUUACUUCGGUUCAAUUUGAAGGCAACAUCGAUGUGUCCUUCAUCAUCACGCCGGCGACAUAAUUAGGAGAUAUAAUUAUCCUUCUAGAACUGGCGUAAUCUAAGCAAAAUAUCUUAAUAAUAUUAUAUAAUAACUACAAAUUAGCUAUUUUAAUUAAACAUUUAAUUAAUUAUUAUGAAUAUUAUGCACUAAUAUUUCAAUAAAAUCAAUACUUUACAUUCAAUUGAUACUGAAUUCAUAUAAAUGAUUCAUCGAACAUAUGUUUUAUAUAUUUUGGGAAUUCUUUGAAUUCAUUCAAUACACAAUACAAAAGUAAUGUUAAU